Messenger RNA from Coniophora puteana RWD-64-598 SS2, 1248 nucleotides. RefSeq lists its product as uncharacterized. Lineage: Eukaryota; Fungi; Basidiomycota; Agaricomycetes; Boletales; Coniophoraceae. Gene Ontology annotation, molecular function: protein binding. The transcript is spliced from 6 exons. The record is from RefSeq and is a predicted model, not a curated record. The coding region runs from base 1 to 1248 and encodes 415 amino acids.
AUGGUCUCCGCAGACAACCUCCAUCUCGACGUUCUCGAGCUCGUCUUCGCAUAUCUCUCUGGAAAUGACCUCGCCUCAGUCUCGCUCGUCAGCCGCUCUUUCCUGGCUGGUGUCAUACCAAUGUUGUACGCCACUAUAGCGUACAAGGCACGCCACGCGAAGCAGUAUUCGUCGCAAAUAAGCCCCUUCACCACAAUCCAGGAUCACCCCGAUCUCGCCGUGCAUGUUCGUAACAUCGACAUUCAAGCCGUCCCACGCAUCCGGGGUCAGAUACACCCGCAGUUCCUCGCCGAAUGCGCCAAGACGGUUUCCCUGUCUGUGAACCUCUCGACGUUCAUAUGCUACCCAAAGAUCAUGCCCACCCUGCUCCCUGCGCUGCAGAACAAAGGGCGCCUCGUCCACCUGCACAUCCAAGCGCCGCUCACGAGCCAGCAGGCGAAGAUUCUCGUGCAGCUGCGCUCGGUGCGUCGUCUGAUGUUGGACUUUCCGACGUGGAGCACUAUCGACGUCUUGCCGGGCUGGACGAGCACACUGGCGGGGAAUUUGACACGGCUGUCGAUUUAUAACUCGCUGGACAUUCAUGAGGGGGUGUUGUCAAAGCUGCUUUCGUCGCUUCCUAGUCUGCGAUCCCUAUACAUGAUAGGCUGUCCCCAGAUAACACACAACGUUCUCCUGUCCCUCAUCAGCAUGGUCCCUGGACUUGAAGAGCUUGGUUUCACGAUGUUUGACACCUGUCCGCCUACUCCAUCCCGCCUCGAGCUUCCCGGUCUGCACCACCUCGCACUCGACGUCCGGCAGGGCUUCUUGCCAUCGGCGGUCAUCUCGCUCUUCCAGAUCUGCACCACCUCGGUGCUUCCUGUGCGCACGCUGAUUGUAAAGUUCUCGGAGCCGCUCAAGCUGCGGCCUGAGACCGUCGUCGACGAGCUCGUGAACGCAUUCUCGAUGACGCUCACGCGGCUUGUCUUCCUUGACUGCCAUCUGUCCAUCGAUUCCAUCAGGAAGGUGACGAGGCAAUGUACCUUGCUGGAGCGACUCGAGGUGCCGUUCCCGAGGAAGGAGAUGGUCAGUCGCGAAUUUGCGGUGGCAAUGGCCAUGACGGACACCAUCCGCGAUCUCGUCGACGUUGCCGAAUCGCAUUCCUCCCACCAGGUCGUCCUGACGCGGGAGGCGAUGCGGGAGCUGGUGAUGUUAGUUCCUAGUCUUAAAUUCGUCAUGAGCGAUGGACGGCUGUGGAGUGUAAGUCGUUGA